AUGUGGACCAAAGCAAACGUACAAACAUACAUUAAAGAAAAUACAGAAGGAAAAAAGAAACAUUUAAAGUUCAAUCAAGUUAAAGCUUCAGAUUUAAUCCUUCAACAGCAACAGACAGACACAUUAAGCAAAGGACAAACGCACACACAUUCCUCGCAAUGGACAAAAAAAGAGAAGAAUUUUGCAAGAAUAUUACGAAAAAGGGAAAAUUGUAUGACGGUGCCUCAUGGAAAUUUAUGGUGCGGGUGGAGGUUCGAGAGACGGACGCUUCUUGAUAUGGUGUGA
Messenger RNA from Clunio marinus, 285 nucleotides. Lineage: Eukaryota; Metazoa; Arthropoda; Insecta; Diptera; Chironomidae. The record is from the annotation of a GenBank genome assembly.